GGCCAUACCUAUUCAAACCACCACACUGGGCGAGGCUCUCUUGCUGAACUCAGAACUCACUGGAGCUGGAUUGGCCAGGCAAGCUAGCCUGCUCAAGAGGGAACCUAGGACUUGCCAGGUUUUAGGGUUCUGGGGAAUUCAAACUCCCAUCCUUAGUGCUCUACCCACAGAGCCGGCUCCUCAGUCUUCAUUUGUUUUUUUGGCAACGCUAGACGUGAACCACAGGGGCUGACACAUGUUAGGUGAGUGCCUACCCCGGAGCUGUGUCCCAGCUUGCCGCCGGGAGCUUUCUCCUGUUCUGGAAAAAACCUUGGUGGUGACCCAUGACUAUGUAAUAACCAGGCUAGCUUAGAACUUGCUAUGCAGGCCAGGAUAGACUCAAACUUGAAGCUAUUCUCCUGCCUCUCACUCCUGAGUGCUGGGAUUAGAGAGUGCCACAUUAAACUCCUGAUCUCUCAGCCUCUACCUCCUGAACACUGGGAUUAAGGCAUUUAUCAUCAUGUGUGGCUUAUGCCAGGCCUGGGAUGGAGUGUGAGGCUUCGUGCAUGCUAAGCUAAUACUCUACCAACCACAGGACACCCCGGCCCUCAUUUGAUUUUUUUUUUAAGUAUUGAUGUAUUUGUGGGUAUGCAUACGUGUGCAAGUGUGGUCAGUGGGUUCUUACCUUCUACCUUGUUGAGACAGGGUCUCUUGUCACUGUUGCUACUGCACUUUGUACCCCAGGCCAGCUGGCCUGUCAGUCUCCUGUCUCCACCUCCCAUCUCCCUGUAGGAAUGUUCAUCUCACACAUUUGGGCCACCAGGCUUACCCUCUGAGUCAUCUCUUCUUUUCACACUUAGGGGCUCUUAUCCAAGAAUCUCCUUUCCACUCCACUGUCUAUUCUUAGAUUCUUGCAUGGUGUCUUCUCUGGUUUUGGAAGUCCAGAUCCAUUCUGCUUCUCUGUGGGUGCUGUUUAACAGGGCUGGGCAGAGUUGAGAAGUCAGUUCUGCCAGGCCAGCCUUGAUGCCUCUCAAAUUGGGUUAAAGUCCCUCUAAAACAUCAGCCAAGGCCUGAUGUGCCAGCCACACCUGAAGCGCCUCCCUGAGCUCCUCUGCUAAUUACCGGCUGCAAGGAAAUAUGGUAUCCACCCAGGCCUGCUGGACCAGCUGCUCCUACAACCCAGGGUCUGUGGUCACUGCUCUGAAUCGGCCAGCAGCGGCUCCAGCUGCCAAGGAGAAAUCCUUGAAAGGCCCGGGGGAUGCUGCAGAACCGCGUCUUGCUAUGGAAGGAGCAAUCGGAGGCCAGCCGCAGCCCGUCGCGUGCCCACUCCCCGGGGCUGCUGGGCCCCGCGCUGGGGCCGCCCUACCCCUCGGGCCGCCUGACGCCCACCCGGCUGGACAUGCCCCCGAGGCCCCUGGGAGAGUACGGCUCCCCCCGCAGCCGGCACGGCUCCGGCUCCUACGGCCCCGAGCCCGCCGAGGCGAGGUCCGCGUCCCAGUUGGAGCCAGACCGCCGAUCGCUGCCCCGGACGCCGUCGGCCUCCUCGCUCUACGCUAGCAGCACCCAGCGCUCGCGGUCCAAUUCCUUCGGCGAGCGCCUGGGCGGCGGCGGCGCCAGGAGAGUCCGCGCCCUGGUCUCCCACUCGGAGGGUGCCAAUCACACGCUGCUGCGCUUCUCGGCUGGAGACGUAGUUGAGGUGCUGGUGCCCGAAGCUCAGAACGGCUGGCUCUACGGCAAACUGGAGGGCUCGUCCGCGAGUGGCUGGUUCCCUGAGGCCUAUGUGAAACCUGUGGAGGAGAUACCAGUGAAUCCCAUGAACCCUGUGGCCCCUAUGAACUCCAUGGCCCCCAUGAGCCCAAUGAAUGAACUGCCUUCCAGGUCCUACCCACUCCGGGGCAGCCACAGCCUUGAUGACCUCUUGGACCGGCCAGGCAAUCCCACAGCGUCUUCGGAAUACUGGGAUAGUCAGUCCCGCUCGCGGACCCCGAGCCGUGUCCCCAGCCGUGCCCCCAGCCCCGCACCCCCGCCCUUACCCAGCAGCAGGCGCAGCAGUGUGGGCAGCAUGGGGGCAGCCACCGACGUCAAGAAACUUAUGUCCUGGGAACAGAACCCCCCAGAGCUCUUUCCACGGGGUACAAAUCCCUUUGCCACCGUGAAGCUUCGUCCCACAGUCACCAACGACCGCUCAGCACCCCUCAUCCGCUGAGGCAAAGCCCUCCGCCGGGGCCUGAGGUGGCCCAGUACACCUGCCCAGAGCUAUUCCAUCCGGCAGCAGGCAGCAGCAGCAGUGGAUCUGAGAUGCCAGGCGCCAACCCAGGGGACCAUUCUUACCCCUUUGCCCCUAGCCCAGGAUCUCCCUGAGGGCUGGACUUGCAACAGGAAGCAGGUAGAAGGGGGUGGAAGCAUAGAGCAACUUGUUGCUUUCGGGACCCAAAGACUCUUCCGGGGAUCCAGCAUCUUGCCUUCCAUUCUCUUUCUGCCUGUGCCCCAAUGGGAAGCACCCCCUCUCCCACCUCUGUCCCAACUGUACCCCUGUUUAACUUUUUGUAAAUGAUAAAAAAAUAAAUAAAUAAAGGAAGUGGACACAG
Messenger RNA from Mus musculus (house mouse), 2567 nucleotides. RefSeq names its product BAI1-associated protein 2-like 2 (gene Baiap2l2). Gene Ontology annotation, biological process: plasma membrane organization. Lineage: Eukaryota; Metazoa; Chordata; Mammalia; Rodentia; Muridae. The record is from RefSeq and is a predicted model, not a curated record. The transcript has 8 exons. Bases 1238 to 2185 code for a protein of 315 amino acids. Gene Ontology annotation, cellular component: cytoplasmic vesicle membrane; plasma membrane; anchoring junction.